This is a messenger RNA of Boleophthalmus pectinirostris (great blue-spotted mudskipper), 737 nucleotides long. Its product is annotated as elongation factor Ts, mitochondrial-like. Gene Ontology annotation, biological process: mitochondrial translational elongation. NCBI's taxonomy places the organism in Eukaryota, Metazoa, Chordata, Actinopteri, Gobiiformes, Gobiidae. The transcript has 3 exons. The annotation marks the transcript as partial. Gene Ontology annotation, molecular function: translation elongation factor activity. The record is from RefSeq and is a predicted model, not a curated record. Gene Ontology annotation, cellular component: mitochondrial matrix.
UGGGUGCAGGUGAAUUGUGAGACCGACUUUGUGGCUCGUAAUGAGAAGUUUCAGGAGCUGGUGAAGGCUGUCGCUUUUGCCACUUUGGCUCAUCACAAAAACAAACCUCAGAAACACACUGGAUAUGUCAAGAGUCUUCUGGGAGGAGAGGACCUGAGCAAACUCACUCUCACUGAAGGAGUCACUCUCGCCGACCACGUGGCUUUUGUAAUCGGUCGUCUUGGUGAAAACAUGUCUGUGAAGCGCGCGGUGACUCUGGGCGUCCCUUCAGACUGGCACAUCGGCUCGUACGUGCACGGCUCUGUCCCCGGGCAGGCGGAGGUGGUGAUGGGGCGGUACGGAGCCCUGGUGGUCUUCCAGGGAGGUCCGGCCGGAGAGGAGGGGGCUUUGGGGCGUAAACUGGGGCAGCACGUGGUGGGAGAGGCCCCCGUGGCUCUGGGGAACAUGGAGGAUCUCCCGUGCGGAGAGGGAGAGACUCGACUUUUGGCACAGACGUUUUUGGGCGACCCGAGCCGAACCGUAGCACAGUUUCUGAAAGGGAAGCAGGCGCGAGUUCUGGACUUUGUGAGGUUUCAAUGUGGGGAGAAAUCAGGGGAAGAAGGACAAUAAAUAUUUAGUCAGUUACAAAUGGAAUAUAAUGUAUGCUAAAUGAAUUUCAGCAAAUGUAUGGGUCAAUUAAAUAAUUCAAACUGUCUCACAAUAAAUGAUCAUUGUCAUUUUAUUGAAUUAAAUCUCGA